UAUUCUCCUACCACACCAUUGGUCAGUGUGUACGUCAGUGUAGUGAGUGUACAUGGGUGUACAUUCUCCGUUCCUUACAUUUAUGUACUUCCUUGUAUUUUCAAUUUUGUGGGCAUGUUGUGUGCAUUACUUCCUUGUGAAUAGACGUGGUUCAUCUCAAGAGAAAGUCAAGUCAGUUACCUGGAAAAUUAUCAGUUUUUAACAACACAAUUAAUAAAUAAACGAACAUCACAACAAUUAAUAUUUAAUAUUCAUCAAAUGUUUAAAUUGAUAAUUUUUUUAUCAAUUAGAAAAAAGUGAUUCUUGUUUUUUGUUUUUUUUUUCCUGAUAAAGUGAUUGUUUAAUUAAAUUUUGAAUAAAAAGUCAAGAUGGUGUCUGGAGGAAUGGCUUGUAUUAAAUACAUACUUUUUGCAUUCAAUUUUGCGUUUGCUAUUUGUGGAGUUGCUUGUAUCGCUGUCGGUGGAUGGAUAGUUGCACAAUACAAGGGAUACAGUAAUUUUGUUGAUAAUUGGUUUUAUGCUGCACCAAUAAUAAUUCUAGUCGUUGGUAUUAUUGUCUUCCUGGUAUCAUUCUUCGGUUGCUGUGGUGCUGUUAAAGAAAAUCAUUGCAUGAUAAUAACUUUUUCGGUACUUCUGCUUGUCAUACUUGCUUUGGAAGUUGGAGCUGGUAUUUCUGGUUACAUGAUGCGUCGUAAUAUUGGAACAAUGUUACAACAACGUAUGAAUAAUACUCUACACGAAUAUGAAACCAAUGAUGAUGUUAAAAAUUCAUGGGACGUCAUGCAACACGAUUUGGGAUGUUGUGGAAUCAAUAGCUCAAGUGACUGGUGGCCAAAGCCACAUAAACAUCCACGUUUACCACUUUCGUGCUGUCAUGAAGUUCCAGCAACUAAAGAAUGUGAAUAUAAUGCCGUGGGUGCUUUUAAUGAAGGUUGUAUGACAAAACUAAAAGCGAAAUUUGAGGGCAAUGCUUUGAAAAUUGGAAUUGCCGUUCUUGUUAUGGCAUUUAUUCAGCUUGUUGGAGUAUUUUUUGCUUGCUGUUUGGCACGAUCAAUUCGUCGUGAAUACGAGACUGUCGAGACCACGGCACACUGAGGAGGCAUUUAAACAUUAUAAAAUUUUUUUUUUUAUCAAAGUUUUUUUAAAUUACAUUCGACUCCAUUAUACACCAAA
Messenger RNA from Aphidius gifuensis, 1172 nucleotides. Its product is annotated as CD63 antigen-like. Gene Ontology annotation, cellular component: membrane. NCBI's taxonomy places the organism in Eukaryota, Metazoa, Arthropoda, Insecta, Hymenoptera, Braconidae. The record is from RefSeq and is a predicted model, not a curated record. The transcript is spliced from 6 exons. The coding region runs from base 369 to 1094 and encodes 241 amino acids.